CUUCCGGGAUAGCCUUGGUGAAGUUUUUCCGUUGUCCGGUACAGAUUUGGAAAGUGCUUUAUCGUAUCUAAUUAAAGAAACAUGCCUUUCAUUGAUUUAGAGACCAAUUUGCCCGCAAGUAAGUUCUCAGAGGACUUUCUGAAGAAGCUAUGCUCCACGACAGCCGCAACUCUUGGGAAGCCGGAGGACAGGAUGAGUCUCGUGGUGAAGCCCGACCUACCGAUGCUCGUCGCCGGGUCGAGCGCCCCGUGCAUGUUGGUGUCGGUGUCCGCCGUAGCGGUGACCGACACCGCGGAGAAAAACAAGGAGCACAGCGCCAAGAUCUUCCAGUUCCUCACGCAUGAGCUGGGCAUUGGCGAAGACCGUAUCGUGAUAAGGUUCUACCCACUGGAACCAUGGCAGGUGGGGAAGAAGGGCACAGUCAUGAGCUUCCUGUAGGACCGCCCACCCCUGCAGGGCCCUGUAGGACCGCCCACCCCCGCAGGGCCCUGUAGGACCGCCCACCCCCGCAGGGCCCUGUAGGACCGCCCACUCCCUCAGGGCCCUGUAGGACCGCCCACUCCCUCAGGGCCCUGUAGGACCGCCCACUCCCUCAGGGCCCUGUGCCGAGCUCCUGCACCUGUCUCUCGGAGCGAGGUCAGAGAAAUGCAGAACUUUCUUUGUGACCACAUAACACAGAAACCAGACUGAAUUCUGAGUUAAUUACCUUUCAGAUGUGGUUGUGGUUGCUAUCUGAAGGUUUCAGUAACGUGAAUUAUGAAAUACAUGCUGUAGGUUGUACUGAGAAUCCUGGAGUACAGGCUGAUUUUUAAUGAGACUGUUGUUAUGUCAGUGUGACAGUACUGAAAUAAAAUAUGUUGUUUAGA
Electrophorus electricus (electric eel) is the source of this 866-nucleotide messenger RNA. It is a transcript of the gene ddt, whose product is annotated as D-dopachrome tautomerase. Gene Ontology annotation, molecular function: phenylpyruvate tautomerase activity. The record is from RefSeq and is a predicted model, not a curated record. Lineage: Eukaryota; Metazoa; Chordata; Actinopteri; Gymnotiformes; Gymnotidae.